UGCAUGUGAUACUUCAUUGCUCUUGCCCCAGUAGCUCCUCCUGCCCCCGCAACUUUUGGAUCUGACCGAAGGACAGAUGGACGGAGGCUACUCUUCUAUGCGACGUGGACACCCUUGCUCUUCCUCUGUGCCUUCCCACGUAGACAGUGACGCUACUCAAUAUUUCCAACUCUUCUAUGAAUUCUCACUCCACAACUUGCCAGUAUCCAAGAUGGCCACGAAGAGGAUGGGUCCAGUCAGAAGCCUAUCACAGACCAGGAGUUGACCUUUGCCCCUUCCCACUCCUCCCUCUCCAGCGCCGGUGGCGGAUUGCCUCUGCGCGUGCGCAAAGGGGGCGGGGGUUGAGGGGGGGUACGACACGGACACACUGUAUUGCUAGUUCCGUCUCCGUAGCAGCCUCUUCCUCUGCUUCAUCCCUUUACCACCCUUAGAGCUGGGUCCACGUCGUUACCUGCGCGAGAGGACAGGGAGGCAGGACCGGCGGCAGCGCGUUCCCUGUGCGCUCGGUCCGGGCUGUUCCUUUCCCUCGGGCAGGUGGCUGGGGUCGGCGGGAGAGGCUAAGGGGAGGCCCUCGGCAGUGCCAUGUCGGCGGGCGGCCCGUGCUCGGCGGGGCCCGGCGGGGUCUCCGGGGGUGCUUCAUGCGCCUCAGGGGUGCCCCCCGGGGGGGUAUCGAUGUUCCGGUGGCUGGAAGUGCUGGAGAAGGAGUUUGACAAGGCCUUUGUGGACGUGGACCUGCUCUUGGGCGAAAUCGACCCUGACCAAGCAGACAUCACUUACGAGGGGCGCCAGAAGAUGACCAGCCUGAGCUCCUGCUUCGCACAGCUCUGCCACAAAGCCCAGACUGUGUCCCAAAUUAAUCACAAACUCGAGGCGCAGUUGGUGGAUCUGAAAUCUGAAUUGACAGAGACCCAGGCUGAAAAAGUGGUAUUAGAAAAAGAAGUUCACGAUCAACUUUUACAACUGCAUUCUGUUCAGCUUCAGCUGCAUGCCAAAACUGGCCAGAGUGUCGACUCUGGUACCAUUAAGGCAAAACUGUCUGUCCCCUCUGUGGAAGAACUGGAGAGAGAGCUUGAAGCAAAUAAAAAAGAAAAAAUGAAAGAAGCUCAACUUGAAGCAGAGGUGAAGCUAUUAAGAAAGGAGAAUGAAGCUCUUCGUAGACACAUAGCAGUUCUCCAGGCAGAAGUUUAUGGAGCGAGACUGGCGGCCAAGUACUUGGAUAAAGAAUUGGCAGGAAGAGUCCAACAGAUCCAGUUACUAGGUCGAGAUAUGAAGGGACCUGCUCAUGAUAAACUUUGGAACCAACUAGAAGCUGAGAUCCACCUGCAUCGUCAUAAAACAGUUAUUAGAGCCUGCAGAGGACGUAAUGACUUGAAACGAUCAAUGCAAGCACCGCCAGGACAUGAUCAAGAUUCCUUAAAGAAAAGUCAAGGUGUUGGUCCAAUCAGAAAGGUUCUUCUUCUCAAAGAAGAUCAUGAAGGACUUGGCAUUUCAAUUACAGGUGGAAAGGAACAUGGUGUUCCAAUUCUUAUCUCUGAAAUCCAUCCUGGACAACCUGCUGAUCGUUGUGGAGGACUGCAUGUUGGAGAUGCUAUUCUGGCAGUCAAUGGAGUUAACCUGAGAGAUGCUAAGCAUAAAGAAGCUGUAACUAUUCUUUCCCAGCAGAGAGGAGAGAUUGAGUUUGAAGUAGUUUAUGUUGCUCCUGAGGUAGAUUCUGAUGAUGAAAAUGUGGAGUAUGAGGAUGAGAGUGGACACCGUUAUCGUUUGUAUCUUGAUGAAUUAGAGGGAAGUGGAAAUCCUGUUGCUCAUCGGAAAGGUGCAAGCGGGGACAUAAAACUAUUACAAGGUUUUAAUAAGAAACCAGUAAUUGAUGGACAUGAAAAUGGAGACCUGGGAACCUCGAGUGAAACUCCCCUCAAUGACAGUGCAUCCAAGUUAGCUGAGUCAGCAGAAUCUUUGUCAUAAAUAGUUUAUUAAAUUGACUUUUCUGCAGGCAAUAUUGUUGCUCAGACUGUUAUGGAUUUUAUAUUCUAGGGGAGAUUGUGAAAAGGACUAUCUAAAAAUAAAGGGAGGCUGUUGUUUAUUGCCCAAAUGAAAGGCAGUUACCUCAGGGCUUCAUUGUGAGCAAUUCUAAAUGUUUAAAACUCUCCGUUUUCUGUGAUAAACCAUGAUUAGCAAUUGCAUGUAAAGCAAUUUUUAUUUUCUUAAAAUUGUAAGCACCAAAGCAUGUUUUUCCCAAAGGGAUAUUACUAAGCUUUUAAGGUACAAAAUGAAGCAUAAUUGUUUCAUUUGGUUCCUUUUUUUCACUUAACAGAAGGACAGUGUUAACAGGAAUCUAAUAGGAAAUAGCUUUUAAUUACAAAAGAGUAAACUAAAUUGUUUUAAGUGUAUUCCAGAAUGCUAUAUUGUGGUGUUUUAAAUUGGAAAAUUUUAUUUUGUUAAGAGCAGAAAAGUGGGCUUAACUUCAAAACAAAAAAGUUCCACAUUUGAAUAUUUCAAAUUGAGGGAAUGAUUUAGUUUUCUAUUUAUUACAGAUUUUGAUUCCUGAAUCAUUUCUUAGUGAUCAUUUAGGUGUAAUGAGUAUGCCUUUCAGCUUUGCUUAAUGCAGUUAAAAAGUAGUUUUAAGUAAUCCUUUGUCAAUCAAUGCUGCACUAGAAAUAAUUUCUGAAGAGUUCUUGCACAUUAUACUUUUUUAAAAAAUUCAAAUAAGUGUAAAAUAUCUGUUCACAAUUAUGUUGAUGCAUGUGCAUGGCAUUGUUCAUUCCCAAGCUUCCUUCCUGGUUUCCUGUGAGAUUAGUUUUAUACAUUUUGAGUUGUUCAUGCAGUUUGUCAUGCCAUGAUAGUCCUGGUACUUAAAAGUUCAAUAUUGUUGUUAACAUGAAAAACAAUUGCCUUUGAAGAUUAGUUUUAAAGUAACUGAUAAUUGAUGUCUCAAGGCUCAGGGCACACAUGAAGUAUUAGGAAACUUGAUACACUGAUGUUUGGUUAGUUUUUUCUUUCUGUCCUUAAAGUAUUUUUAUGCAAAUUUUAUAAAUGUGCUAGCUUCUCUCAUCUCAGAGCAAAACCUGUUUUUACUGCUCUCAUUUGCUAUUGUGUAAACCACUUUACCCUAGUGGGAAGCAUCAAAGCAUUGUACUUAACAAGAUGAGUUUUGCCAACAUCAUGGUUUUAAAGACCCUAUGUAGAUGGAGAAAAACCUAAACGGCCUUUAGGAUAUCAGUUUAUUCAAUGCCUAAUGUUGAAAUGGUUACAUGUUGCAGGAAAAGGUUCCUAGCCUCUCCUAGGUGCAUUAUAUAUUUGUUUAUAGAGAAAUCUUUAAAAUGUAUAUACUUUAUUCAUUGAUUUUGCUAUUUAUAAAUCUUGUUUAUAACUAUUGCUCAAUGACAGUUUUUUUGGUUAUUAUUGUUUUAUUUUGGGAGCAGUAUCAUUCACAUCGCUUUGCUAUUAUAUCUCCAUGUUACAUUUUUAACAGUAGUGCACUUCAUAUUGUAUGCUGUUAUUGAUAUUAAAAUACCUUAUAGCAUAACAUUGCCUUUAAGCAAAAGCUAGUAUUUAAUAGUAGAACCAAGUAAGCAAGCAAGGUGCAUAUCAUUGUUUACUCUAACAUCAUUUUUGGUGGGAGGGUGGGGGAGCAUUUGCUUUUUCACGCAUGAUAUGAAAUCUGCAGUUGGAUUUCAGUGUAUAUUCAUUUUUGUAAUGCUUCACAGUGAGGUUUUCAUUGUGGCAAAUCUAAAAACUAUUCCACUAGGGCAUGGAGUCUAUUUUUUCCCCUAUUUUCCAAAAAGCCUGAGCGAUGAUGGUGACUAUCACAUUUUUCAGAGAAUAUCCUCCUUUUUAUCUGUGUCUAAAACUUUAUGGAACCUGUUGGGUCAGAAAGAACUAAUUUUUAGAUUUGUGAAGAGUUAUUAUAAUCCCAAACCUGAGAUAUCUAUGAAGAUGAUGUGAUUUGGAGGAUGUUGUGAAGGAUUUUUGCAGUGGAAAUUCUUUCUCCACAAGGUUGAAUCUCAUAAAAUAAGCAAAGUUAUUGAAAACACUACUCUUUACUUCUUUGUUGAUAUUCCAUAGCCUGCUGCUGUGCUCUUUCAAGGACUUUUGAAGAAAGAAUUAUAGAAACAGGUAGAUGCCUUUAUGACUUGUCUCCCCUUCAUCUCUAUUCUACCUUGGUUUUGAAGCCCCAGAUUAGAGCACUGUUGCUAAGAUGUUACUGUGAACAAAUCUGUGUCUCCUACCACAAUGGGUGGCCUUACAGGUGCUUUGGUAAGUGUUGCAGUUCAAAAUUCACCUGGGAGGUGUAGCACUUUGAGACUGAACUAGGAACUACAAAUAUGUUUUUCCAGUUUCUGUCUGUUUUUCUAAUGAUUAUACCUCUUAGACACUGGUCCAAAGAGGAGUUAGAUUUGAGACAUUUCCAACAUAAAGCAGUAUUGAUGUUUUCAUUUUUAUAGGAAAGAAACUACCAUAUGUCAUUUAGACCAUUUUAUACAUUUACUUCUAAGACAAAACCAGACUGGCACAUGUGUGUAUAUGUGUGUGUGCGUGUGCAUGUAUGCACACUCACUGUGUGCAUGUGUGUACAUAUAUGUGUUGUGAAAAGGUCUAGAUGAAGACCAAAGCAUAUAUAUACACAUCUUAUAUCAGGACCAUUUUCUGAAGAUUCCUCAUCUGCAUUGACUUCAGAAUUUAACAAAAUAAUUGACUUCAACUACACAGGAUCAUAUUAAGGUGGAUUUAAGAAAGAUGAAAAUUCCUUAGUAGUAGAAGUAACUGAACAGUUUUCUAAAAGACAUGAUUGAAUUUCCUUGGUGGUGGUGCUUUUAUCACAGUGGGGAUUUUUGUGUCUGACUUCAGAAACUUAAAGAUGUUUCCUAUACAUAUGUAUGUUAAACAUUAUUUCACAACAUUAUUUAUUAUGUAAUUCGGUAUCCUUCUAUUCAGGGUUGGGCUCAUCUGUAAAAGAUGUAAUAUUUGCAACAACUGUAUUAUAUCUAGUUAAGUUGAGUUGAAUAUUUUUUUAUUAGCCUGUAAAUAAAGAUGGCAUCUUUACAUUAAAAUGUCUUGCCUUAUUUAACAAAAAUAAA
Molecule: messenger RNA, 5075 nt
Organism: Monodelphis domestica (gray short-tailed opossum)
Lineage: Eukaryota; Metazoa; Chordata; Mammalia; Didelphimorphia; Didelphidae
Gene: GOPC
Product: golgi associated PDZ and coiled-coil motif containing
Biological process (GO): negative regulation of protein localization to cell surface
Cellular component (GO): trans-Golgi network transport vesicle; membrane; Golgi apparatus
Molecular function (GO): transmembrane transporter binding
Source: RefSeq, a predicted model, not a curated record